UGAGACCUCUUCGAGUCAUGCUUGUGUGUUCUCCCUUUGUACAGUUCACCCUCAAAGCUACCGACCAGCUCUGAUUGGCAGCGGCAUUCACAAGUACAACAGCAUUUGCUUCGAAUAAGCGCUGCGAAGGUUCGAAUGUGUUCAGGUGAUACAGGCUGGAAUAGUGUUGUCUAACUGGAGAUCUCGCAGCGCCUUUGACGGUGCGACCCUGCAAAGCUAAUCGCCUUCGACGCGCUUAGCAGGUCACAACAUGCAAUCUCUGUACAUCGACUCAUUCCAUGGACCUACGAUGUCUAGGCAAACGUCCAAGACUGUCGAUCCCAACUAUUUCUUCGCGCAGAUUAUCAAAGACAAAGAGAAACUCGUCGUCCAUCCUGGAACCAGUCAAUAUACGAUAGGUGGCGUAUCUGCAUGCGGCCUAGCAUCUCUAAACUUUGCAAGAUUGGUGCUGGAUAAAGAGCGGGAAGGCAUUCGAGGAGCGGCUUUGCUUGCAGACAUUGCCUCAGUGCAGACGGUGAAGGACAUCGUCUCCAUCUGCUCCCAAUGGCAGGGCAAUCUUCAUCUCGAGGUCGAAACUAUCUUUGCAGCUCCUCUAUUUCAGACAUCGAUGAAACUGACAAAACCUAUCUAUGGAUUUCCAUCGGUUGACCGCUUCGAAGAAAUGCUCGGCGAUCUUGAAUUCGCAUCCGAUAACACUAGUGUGGCAGUCAUCACAAGACCACCUGAAAUUAUCGCCUGCGCAAAGGUUCCGACUCCCGAACAGAAUAUAUAUGUCAUUUUUGAUACCCAUCCUCGGCCUACUCAUCCAGAUGGAUCUGGGAUCACCUUUCUGGCAACCGUCGAAAAUGCAGCACAGCGACUCUCAGAUAUCUUGUCUGUCGACAGUCAUCUUCUCUCGGAGAGUGGCUUGCAGUGGCAAGCACAGUUGCUCGCGAAUUUCUCCGCCCACGUUUUUAUUCCAAACGACAAAUGGUCUACCGAUCCUGCUGACUUGACGCAAGCUCUUCUCGAAUCUAGCGUCACGAUUCUCACCCUUAAAGCUCAAUUAUCUGAUUUAGAGUCGCAAAAUCAAUCUUUGACAUCCACGACUAAUCGCUUGGAGGAAGAGAUCGACGAGCUACAGGAAACAUGUGAACAACUGAAAAAAAGACAAUCACAGAGUCAAAGCCGUUUUAUUCCACCAACAAAUGUCGCGACGAAGUGGCUCGGUGCGCAUCCUGGGCCUUCACAGCAACAAAAAUCAGGUAAGAAUUCGAAAGGAAAGGGUCGCGCACAAGAAAACAGCACGGGAUGGGAGUUUGCGCUCAAUCUACAGCGUGAAUUUGAGGAAGAGGAUCACCGGCUGGAGCAGGAGCGCCGUUCCCUAGCAGCUGAAGAACAAGUCUUAUUCAAUUGUGCCAUCUGCCUGGACACAUUCCCUGUGGACUUCGCCGCUUAUGUCGCCGAAUGCAACCAUUCCACCUGUAGAGAUUGUCUUCGGCAACAUUUGCUGAUGAAGUUGCACGAUCACCGAUUCCCCGUCUUCUGUCCAGUUUGCACUGACGGUAACAAGAAGUCGAUACUAUCGGAAACACUCGUCCUCGACAUUGGGGUACCAGAGAAGGAGUACCGUAUUUUUGAAGAGCUGCAGAUGUCUGCGUUCUCUAUCUUGCUUCAUUGCCGCCAAUGUAAGAAGAGCGCCUUUGUUGAUCGCACGGAAUACCAGGAAGCCGGUAUCAUCGCUUGUCCCUUGCCUGGGUGUAACCAUACCUGGUGCAAGUCUUGUCAACAGACUAUAGAUGUCACCGGCCCUCAGCAUAGCUGUGACGGAUCUUCGGAGUUGGAUUAUUUGAUGAAGCAACGAGGCUGGAAGUACUGUCCAGGCUGUAAGACUCCCGUGCAGAAGGAAAGCGGAUGCAACCACAUGACGUGCAUGUCGCCAGGAUGCAACACGCAUUUUUGUUAUAUCUGCGGCGGUAAAAUUGUGCAAUCGGCGUUGAGAGGUGACAUCCAAGCUGCGGUCUCGGACCAUUAUCGACACCGUUGUAUGUUGUUUGAAGUUCCAGCGGACGUGUAAUAGCUAAAUACCCUCCGCUACUAAUCAUUGCUUGUAUUGUAUCUUGUAUGUUACCUUAUCACAGUGUUGAUUCGAAAUACAACACUAGAAUCACUAAAGGUCGGUCGUAAUACCAUCACUGGAAAACAGGAAAAAUGGAUUGAUUGGCCAUCUCCGCUGUACUUAUUUUUGUAAUGAAGCACAAGGGAUAUGACAUGAGGAAGC
Desarmillaria tabescens is the source of this 2260-nucleotide messenger RNA. RefSeq lists its product as uncharacterized. Gene Ontology annotation, cellular component: ubiquitin ligase complex. The coding region runs from base 251 to 2056 and encodes 601 amino acids. The transcript has 8 exons. Gene Ontology annotation, biological process: proteasome-mediated ubiquitin-dependent protein catabolic process; protein linear polyubiquitination. Lineage: Eukaryota; Fungi; Basidiomycota; Agaricomycetes; Agaricales; Physalacriaceae. The record is from RefSeq and is a predicted model, not a curated record. Gene Ontology annotation, molecular function: ubiquitin-protein transferase activity; zinc ion binding; ubiquitin binding.